UCCCUCUCGACGGCACCGCGGCACAACAGAUGGUGCGCCAUACAUGACUCUGGCGCCUUUUUUGCUUCGGAACAACUUUCCUUCCAGGCACCGUUGACGCGUUUCGCCGACAGAAAGGUGCCCCGGCAGGAAAAAGGCCACUUUGAGCUUCCAGACGCAUUUUGCUGUCCGGGUGGGGAGCGGCCAUGCCGUUUGGCUGUUUCGCCAUCGGCCAAAAGAAGGAUUACUGCAGUCCUUCGGACGUGACGGACAAGUAUGACGUGGGUCACGUCGUUAAAUCGGAGGAGUUCUGUGAGAUAUUCAGAGCCAAGGACAAAAACACCAUGAGGAUGUACACCUGCAAAAAGUUCCUGAAGAAGGACGGAAGGAAGGUGCGCAGAGCUGCCAAAAAUGAAAUCCUCAUUUUAAACAUGGUGAAGCAUCCCAAUAUUCUCCAGCUGGUGGAUGUCUUUGAGACGAAAAAGGAAUACUUCCUCUUUCUUGAGCUCGCGACAGGCCGAGAAGUCUUUGACUGGAUCCUGGACCAAGGCUAUUACUCGGAGCGCGACACCAGCAACGUGGUGCGGCAGGUCUUGGAAGCCGUCGCUUACCUCCACUCUCUGCAGAUUGUGCACAGAAAUCUGAAGUUGGAGAAUUUGGUGUACUACAACCGCCUCAAGCACUCGAAAAUAGUCAUCAGCGACUUCCAUCUUGCCAAGCUGGAGAGUGGAUUCAUCAAAGAGCCCUGCGGGACACCCGAAUAUUUGGCUCCAGAGGUGGUCGGCAGACAGCGGUACGGUCGAGCCGUGGACUGCUGGGCCACGGGCGUCAUCACGUACAUUCUGCUGUCGGGCAAUCCUCCUUUCUAUGACGAGAGCGACGAAGAUGACUACGAAAACCAUGACAAGAACCUGUUCCGAAAGAUCCUGGCAGGCGACUACGAGUUUGACUCGCCAUAUUGGGAUGAGAUCUCAGAUUCAGCAAAGAGUCUGGUGGCACGUCUGAUGGAGGUGGAUCAAGACCAAAGACUGACGGCCCAGGAGGCGAUCAACCACGAAUGGAUCUCGGGCGGCGCGGCGUCAGAUAAAAACAUCAAGGAAAACGUCUGCGCGCAAAUCGAGAAGAACUUUGCCCGAGCAAAAUGGAAGAAAGCUGUGCGGGUCACCACCAUCAUGAAGAGACUGAGAGCCACCGAGCAAAGCGGCACCACUGCGGCCGCCGCAGUCCCGUCGGCGCCUUCGCCCGCCGCCACCGCCGCAACGCAGCAAGCGGUCACGGAGAUGGACGAGACGGUCGCGGAGCCGCUCGAGGGGGCGGGGCCGGCGCCGCGGGAAGCGGAGCCCGCGGCCGGCCGCAACGGGGAUACGGCGGCCGGCGCCCAUGCGGGGGACGAGCGGGGCUAGGCCUCCCCCCCGGCCCCUCGGCGCCCACUCCCGCACACUGUACAUUAGCUGCUAGCACGGUGACGCCGACGCGGCUUCUCUUUCGCUCGCGGCGUUCUUGUCCCCGGAGGCCGCGCGCUACCUUUCCCGAGUGCUCCGCGUGGCCUCGGCGUUCUCUUUGGAUGAAUGGCAUCUUCUUUGGCGGCGAGCCCCCCCCCCGCGUGCAAUCCGAG
Hippocampus zosterae (dwarf seahorse) is the source of this 1594-nucleotide messenger RNA. It is a transcript of the gene camkvb, whose product is annotated as CaM kinase-like vesicle-associated b. The coding region runs from base 186 to 1382 and encodes 398 amino acids. Gene Ontology annotation, molecular function: calcium/calmodulin-dependent protein kinase activity; calmodulin binding; ATP binding. The transcript is spliced from 11 exons. NCBI's taxonomy places the organism in Eukaryota, Metazoa, Chordata, Actinopteri, Syngnathiformes, Syngnathidae. Gene Ontology annotation, biological process: peptidyl-serine phosphorylation. Gene Ontology annotation, cellular component: intracellular anatomical structure. The record is from RefSeq and is a predicted model, not a curated record.